Cyclocybe aegerita is the source of this 1056-nucleotide messenger RNA. The record is from the annotation of a GenBank genome assembly. Lineage: Eukaryota; Fungi; Basidiomycota; Agaricomycetes; Agaricales; Hemipholiotaceae.
AUGUCAUACCGAGAUCCAUACACAGGUCACUAUGCCGCGGGCGUCAGCUCACAAUAUCAAAAUAAUCAGCAAGGAUAUCCCGAGCCAGCGCAAGAGUAUCCCAACGUCUACCCUUCGCACCAUACAUAUGACAGCACCGGCCCAGACCCAUACAACCCUUACACCACAAGUAAGCAAGGGUACAGAGACGAUCGUGAGGCAGCGGACAUCCAGUACGAUUACGGCUAUGGAUACAGCGAGAACGCAGCUGAGAAUUACGGCUACCCUCCGGUUCAGAGGUCGGGGACGCAGAAGUCGAGGGUUUCGCGGAAGAGCAAACCAUCUGUCUCUGUGGUCCCUGUACGCAAAGAGGGCAGUGGUUUCGAGCAGGGCGAGUUCACGCCGCAGCACCGGACUAGAAAGGCACGUACACCGCGGGCGUUGAGAGAGUAUCGGUAUGAUCACCAGGGGAAUCUAUGGACGAAGGGAGGCGGAGGGCGCUGUGCGGGAAGAGUUUGCUUUUGCACGCUGCUGACAACUCUUUUCUUGAUUAUCAGCAUUGUCCUCUCUCUUGCUCUUUGGAUCCGCCCACCAAGCAUCAAGAUCGGAGAGGUUGAGACCAUGACUACGAACGGCAGCCCUAUUCAACAAAUAACGAAUGGCAUUCAAAUUGACUUCGGCGUAGACAUUUCAGUGAACAAUCCCAACUACUUCUCUGUGGACUUUAAGAAGAUCCAAGCUGAGAUUUUCUACCCCAUUGACGACACCCCCGUCGGAGGAGGAACCGCCUCAGAAAUUGUCAUCAAAUCCGACGCCCAAACGAACUUUACAUUUCCGUUCUCGUUAGUAUACACCAGCACCGAAGAUCCUCAAAGUAGAGUUAUCCUCGAUAUUGCACAAAAGUGCGGCGUCAUUGGUGGGACGCGCAGCCAAAUCACCGUCAACUAUAAAAUCACGCUCGGCAUCCGCAUCAUACUCGUUACGAUUUCUCCUGUAAUAUCGAAUUCAUUUCGCUUCGACUGCCCGCUGCAGGCAUCAGACAUCAGUAAAUUCCUUGGCGGGGCCAUUGGUGGUUAA